This is a messenger RNA of Phodopus roborovskii (desert hamster), 662 nucleotides long. Its product is annotated as histone H3-like. The record is from RefSeq and is a predicted model, not a curated record. Gene Ontology annotation, molecular function: structural constituent of chromatin; DNA binding; protein heterodimerization activity. NCBI's taxonomy places the organism in Eukaryota, Metazoa, Chordata, Mammalia, Rodentia, Cricetidae. Gene Ontology annotation, cellular component: nucleosome. The transcript has 2 exons. Bases 3 to 662 code for a protein of 219 amino acids.
CAAUGGCUCGUACCAAGCAGACCGCUCGUAAGUCUACCGGCGGCAAGGCCCCGCGCAAACAGCUGGCCACCAAGGCUGCUCGCAAGAGCGCCCCGGCCACCGGCGGCGUGAAGAAGCCCCACCGCUACCGGCCCGGCACCGUGGCGCUGCGCGAGAUCCGGCGCUACCAGAAGUCCACCGAGCUGCUGAUCCGCAAACUGCCGUUCCAGCGCCUGGUGCGCGAGAUCGCGCAGGAUUUCAAGACCGACCUGCGCUUCCAGAGCUCGGCUGUCAUGGCGCUGCAAGAGGCCAGCGAGGCCUAUCUCGUGGGUCUGUUUGAGGACACCAACCUUUUUGUCUUCUUUUUAACUAUGUCUGGCCGUGGCAAGGGCGGAAAAGGCCUUGGUAAGGGCGGUGCUAAGCGCCACCGCAAGGUCCUCCGCGACAACAUCCAGGGCAUCACCAAGCCCGCCAUCCGCCGCCUGGCUCGCCGUGGCGGAGUCAAGCGCAUCUCCGGCCUCAUCUACGAGGAGACCCGCGGGGUGCUGAAGGUGUUCCUGGAGAACGUGAUCCGCGACGCGGUCACCUACACAGAACACGCCAAGCGCAAGACCGUCACGGCCAUGGACGUGGUCUACGCGCUCAAGCGCCAGGGCCGCACGCUCUAUGGGUUCGGCGGUUGA